UUCGGGCCUCGUUUUGCCCAUCAUCUCCUUCCUCGACAUCAGAAAUCUGGGGGGCAAGAAGCUCCACACUCGCUCUGUAAAAGUUGCGACCUGCAAACCGCAGAUCCCAAUUUUUCCAGGCGAAAAAUCAGAGAAAGAUGCGCAGGCGACGCCUUCGACUCGCCUGUUCCUCCUCCUCCGACGACGACGACGACGAAAAUGGAGGAGCUGCCUCCGCCGCUCCCGACCCUACGCCGCAUCCUCCUGUUCCCCCUGCCGCGGUUGAGAUUUCCGACGACGAAGUUGGCGAAGCCUUCAUCGACGUCUCCGAGAGCCUCUCCUCCCCAUCUCAUUCCCCUCCGCCGCCGCCGCCGCCGACGACGCCUCCGUCUCCGGUGGCGGAGCUUCUGCAGGGGAUGGGGUUGAGGCUGAGGAGGGAAUGGCUCGACUCCUGCCUGGACGCCCUCCGCGCCUCCCUUCCCCAUUUCUCCUCCCUCGACCCUCCCUCCGUCGCCAAGCUCUGCUUUCAGCACUUCUUGCUCUCCGACAUGAACUCCUCCGGCGCCGGCGUUCUCCCCCCGGAUGUCCACGCCAUGCACCUCGCUCAUCUCCCCGGGCCCUUCGUCUUGCAGGUAGAUGAGAUUGUUAACAUCAGUUGUCCUCUUCGAGGCAGGUACCAGAAUGCACCUGCUGGCCUCAAGAGGUGCCUCAAGUUGUCCAUGACCGACGGUGUUCAACGUGUUUUCGGCAUGGAAUACCGCCCCCUUCAGGAUCUCCACGCUUUGGCCCCUUCUGGAUUUAAGAUUGCUCUUUGUAAUGUCCAUAUACGUCAUGGCCUUCUGAUGUUGGUCCCUGAAGCUCUUGAGGUCUUAGGAGGAGUUGUCGAUGAGUUGGAAGCAGCACGUCAGCGGCUUGUUGAAGAAGUAAAUAAACCUCCGAGAGGGAGAAGAACGAGGUCCGGAGCCACUCCUUCAUUAGCAAACAGAGCAACACUUGCCGCCUGGUCACCUAAUGUUGAUGAUGCGGCACAAAAUGGUAGUGUUACAGCACAAGAUUCAUCUACUUCCUUGACGAGCAGAGGCAUUAAUUUGGCACCAACUGAAUCGGGUAAUGAUGUAAGGAGCUCGGUGCCGUCUGCUGUUCCUGCUAGUGUGCAGGAUGCAGUGCCUAGCCCAUCACCGAACUUCAUCUCAGAAUUUGAAGAAAUGCAUGUGGAUGCUGUUCCAAUGAGUAACAUGCAGACCGCCUCCCGUUCUUCAACAAAUGUUGCAGCAAACUCUGUGGAUUCCUUUUCUAAUGCGAUGCCAUACAUGGUUUCUGACUUCUCACAUGGCAUGGUUUCAUCUGUCGAGGAGUUGGAUCCUGAUGUUGAGACCUUGGACAGAGCAGGUUCCGUACCCAAUCCUUCUUCAGAUGUUGCAUCAUAUGUGCAUGACAUUGAAAUGGUCGAUGAGAUUGAACAUCCUCGCAUAUUAUCUGGAGAUCGAGAAAGCCCAUUCACGUACUUAGCUAGCUUAUCCACAAAGUGGGCUGCAAUGAAAGAUAAAGCAUCUUCCGUACAAGGAAAAGUCAAGUGCUUUUUGACUGGUGUGAAGGGAUUCCAGUACAAGCAAAGGACAACAUACGAGCUUCAAGUUUAUGUUGAUGAUGGAAGCCUCAUAUCUGAUAUACUGAUCAGUAAUAAUGUCGUGCUCAAGGGAAUUGGGCAUUCUCCAGAGGAGGUUACUGCAGCUCUUUCUUCUACAGACAAGACAAUAGUCAGUGCCAUGAAGGAGACAUUAAGAAAAUUUCAAUAUUUUCUAGUGAAUUUUGAGGGAAUCAUGCUUGUGGAGAUCAAUGGAACUUCUCCGUUUCCAAUCGCGAUUGAGAUGGAUGAAGGUUGUAAUACGUCUGAUGCAUGGCAGCUCCUGAGAAGACUCAAGUCCUUUACCUCGGCUCAGGAAUAACGCUCAUCAUCAAAUUCUGUCGAUGUAUCCCCUUGAUUGUCCAGGCAUGAAUUGCUUCCUAUUGGCAAAGGACGUGCCGAGCUCUGAAAAUUGAUAAUAAUAAAUUGAGCAGACAGUGCAAAGAACAUGAGGGACUUGUUUCAAGCAUAAACUUCCUGCAAGUUGGAUAAGCCUGUCUGCCACUGCUUCAAGUGCCAAGUAUGAGCUAAUUUUGGAAGAUGUUUCUUGGGUGAAAGAUUAGUUGCAGUGCAGACUAUCCAAAGUACUUGCAUUCACAAUACGAAGGCUUAUAUCUUGAGAAAGAACAUUUGGAACAUUUUGUUUCUAUGCAGAAAACCAUUUUCAAGUAGUCUUCGAUUGAUUACGUUUUAAACGAGAGCGUUUUCAAUAUGAGUGUGUUGCAGUUCAAUCAGAAAUGCAAGAUGAAAAAGGAAACAUCUUUUCAAAUGGGGAAUGCGAGUGUGCUGCCAAACAAACGCUAAGAGAAGAAAGGAGAACCUGAUUGCUGAUCAAGUUCCUUGAGAUCUCUUUGAAGAUCAUUUUGUCAUAUUGGGAGUGUUCAAUGGCUCUUAAAAGGAAGACUUUGGAGUUUGUCCUCUCGAAGGCAAAAGAUAUGGGAGAUAAUGAAGAAGUUGGUGUUUGCAGUCCCGAAGACAAAGGAGGUGGUUUAUUUCCAGGUGAGGAGGCUGACUGGAUCAAUCUUCUUCAUGUUUAUGCUAUCUUUCAAACUCCUCCGUUAAUAUCGGGAUUUGACUAUUCUAGUCCUUUGUUUAACUUCCUUCUUUGCAGUCUUUAAUUAUUAGAAGUGCAGUAGAACUAGGAAAACAAAGGAGAGCUCAAGCGAUUGUAAAUAACUAUUCAUUGUUAACAUUUUUAGAGUGACCUGUUGAAGCGGAGUAAAAGCGAAAUGGGCAAAGCGAAGAGCUUUGCUGUUGUCAGUACGCAGUUGCAAUCUCUCAUGCGUAAAUCUUCAGCAUAACAUUAUUUCUGAAUUUUUAUUCAGUGCCAUCAACAUUAGCUAAAUUACUGUUCCAUGAGCCCUUUUCGGGUAUUUCUUUCA
This is a messenger RNA of Syzygium oleosum, 2985 nucleotides long. RefSeq names its product recQ-mediated genome instability protein 1. Gene Ontology annotation, cellular component: nuclear body; RecQ family helicase-topoisomerase III complex. The transcript is spliced from 8 exons. Gene Ontology annotation, biological process: double-strand break repair via homologous recombination; resolution of meiotic recombination intermediates. Gene Ontology annotation, molecular function: nucleotide binding. NCBI's taxonomy places the organism in Eukaryota, Viridiplantae, Streptophyta, Magnoliopsida, Myrtales, Myrtaceae. The coding region runs from base 138 to 1925 and encodes 595 amino acids. The record is from RefSeq and is a predicted model, not a curated record.